Molecule: messenger RNA, 1465 nt
Organism: Momordica charantia (bitter melon)
Lineage: Eukaryota; Viridiplantae; Streptophyta; Magnoliopsida; Cucurbitales; Cucurbitaceae
Source: RefSeq, a predicted model, not a curated record
ACAAUCACUUCUUCGUCUCACGCCGUCGAGUCGGCGACCACUGAUCACUGAACCGUGAAACCCGAACCGACCGGCUCGAGGUUUUCUUCUCCACACGGUACUCGCUCCGUCUCUGUUCUGUAUCAGACUCACCGCCGAAAUUUGUCUCUGCUCUCCGUCUCUAAAUGAACCUAGUUUUAUUUUGGCGCAGAGGAGUGGAAGGGAUCGACAAAACCCUCAAUCCGUCUUCACAAUUCUUUCUCAAAGCUUAAUCGAUCAUCAAAAUUUCUAUGGCGGACAAUGUAGCCUCUCAAGAUCUAAGGAAUCGUGCUUUGGAGGCAUUGGAGCGAAGGUGCGCUGCUGCGAAAGCGGAGCUUCUUCAACAGCAGAAGAAGAUUAGUUCUACUAAGGAAUCAAAUAGUGGAGGAAAAGCUGAUUUAACCGAUUCUUCUUCAGUUGUUGUCGCAGGAAAUACAUCUGGUUAUUUAAUUCCUUUGCCCCGUAAAGAAAAAACCCUAAAUAUAGGUUCCUUCAUUAUACCUAUAUAUUUAUAUACUUUCGGUUGGUGGCGAAGUCAUUAUGUUUUUAGUUUGUUUAUGGUUAAUUGCUUCCUUUCACAUGCAGAUGUAGAAGAAAAUGAUCCAAUAUAUUUCACCCUUUCAGCUGCUGUGAAUGAAAAUUUGCUGGCUACAAAUAUGGAUGUUUCAAGUAACAGAGGAGUGGUUAGCAAGAUUUGUCACGAGCUAAGAAAUGGGGGUUACGUUAAGCGAUCAAGAGAAUUGAAAGUUGAUUCAUGGAUCAUUCUUGAUAACUUUGUUCCAAAACGUCCUGGAAUGAUUGGCUCUCGAAUGAGGGCUUUGCGGAACUAUUCAAAGCGAUCCAAAAGGCGUAUGUCUAUGAAGCAACAUAAAAACUGUGGGACGUUUGAUUUGCAUUCUGAUUUCCAUAAGUUUGAGAUCUUUUUGCCAAUGCAUGAUAUGUGGAAGAGCUACAUGACAAAACGCUUGCGCCAUGUUGGGCAAGAUGCGUUGGCUCAAAAUCUUCUCACUGCAGAUCUUCACGGUUCCAUUAUCCUAGUUGUCGAGUGUAAAAUACCUGCUUUUACUGGAAUAAGCGGCAUCAUGAUUCGAGAAACUGCAGAAACAUUUGGGAUUGUGACAAAAGAUGAUAAGUUUCGAGUUGUGCCAAAGAAGUCUUCUGUGUUUAUUUUCCAAUGGGAUUGUUGGAAAAUUACAUUGCUGGGAGAUAAACUCAGUUCAAGAAUUUCAGGUCAACCUUGAUGACAAUUGAAUCCAGCAAAUUAUUUACACUGCAAACAGCCUUUACAAUAAUAUAUAAAGAUUGUACAGGUAAUUCUCUGAAAUCGAGGCCAUUGAAAGGCAAUUUUUGUAUGCUUAGACUGUUGAAAUUGCAACUUUAAACUUCUUCCUAGAAAUCUCUAUGAACAAGAUUAGAUCGAGACGAAAUAUUUCCAUUUUUUUUUAAA